Myiozetetes cayanensis is the source of this 3420-nucleotide messenger RNA. RefSeq names its product collectrin, amino acid transport regulator (gene CLTRN). The record is from RefSeq and is a predicted model, not a curated record. Bases 174 to 854 code for a protein of 226 amino acids. The transcript has 6 exons. NCBI's taxonomy places the organism in Eukaryota, Metazoa, Chordata, Aves, Passeriformes, Tyrannidae.
CAGUUGUUUCUAGUGCCUGUUUUUAGCUAAAAUAACGGGGGUUAAUUAUUAAACCUUUUACUUGGUCGCUCACUUGUUCUCCUGAUGCUUUAAUCCUGGGUCACAGAAAGUUUAAGAGUGCUUUACAGGGGAGACUCGACUUCUUUUUGCCUCAACCUUUCCAUGCUGACGGGAUGUUACGGGCUUUGCUGCUUACACUCUCUGUAGUUGCCAUUGCUCAUGCUGAGCUCUGCAAGCCAGAUGCACAAAAUGCUUUCAAAGUGCGGAUUAGCAUCAAAAGAGCUUUGGGAGAUAAUGCAUAUGCCUGGGAUGCCAAUGAAGAGUACCUCUUCAAAGCAAUGGUGGCUUUUGCAAUGAGAAGAUAUUCCAGCAAGAGCACAACUCAAAUUUCCAAUGUGCUGCUCUGCAAUGUGACAGACCGUGUGUCAUUUUGGUUUGUGGUCACAGAUUCUUCCAAAAAUGUGACAACUGUUCCUGGAAGUGUGGUAGAGGCAGCCAUCAGGAUGAACCGGAACAGAAUCAACAGUGCCUUUCUACUGAGUGACAAAACACUGCAGUUCCUGAAGAUAACCUCAACCUUAUCACCUCCUGUUGAACCCUCUACGCCUGUCUGGCUUAUUGUAUUUGGUGUUGUUCUUUGUCUCAUUGUGGCUGGGAUUGUUUUCCUCGUUGUUUCAGGGAUUCAGAAACGCAAGAAAAAGAAUAAAGAGUCAACAGAGAGAGAAAAUUUAGAAGAGAAGGUUGAAGUGACAGUAACAUUAGAAAAUGGGCUGCCUUGUGAAGUGCUGGAUUUAAAACCAGGCCACAUUAAUGGUGUCUUUGCAGCAGAUGAUGAACGGUUCACAUCCUUAUGAAAUGCUGCCAUUGCUAUCUGGUCAUUUUCCAAGAGACUCCUGUGCCUACCUUAUCUCGACACUACUCCUGAAUGUCAAAUGUGAAGACAAGAAAAACAUCCUUUCAUUUAAUUUCCCUGGAGAGAACCUUUUGCUGAUAACACACUUGAACCUCCAUUACAAAGCUUUUGUUCAUGAACAACGCAAAUGAGAAGGCCUCAGAUAAUAUCCAGAAAAGAUUUCCAGAAGAUGUGUGACAGAACAGGGCUGAAACCUGCCAUGUGUCAGGCAUUUAAUAUUUAAUGAUUAUUUAAAUAUGUCCGUUGCUUUUUGUCCCUGAUGUAAAUGUGAAACUGCAUUAUUCCUGAAUGUCACUGGGGAGAUCAUCUAUCAUUGUCAAUUCUUGAUGGGUUUUCUUUCAAGCCAUACGCAAAAGUUUCUCUGUAAAGUGACUUCUGUUUUGUGAUAUGUAGUAUGCCUUUGGAUGGAACAAUGAUCAGUGCAUGAAAGUUUUCAUUUAUUGAGAAACAAAAAUGUGAGCUUUCACAGCCUCUGUGAGACCAAGUCAAAAAGCAUGUGGGACAUCUGUAGCUUUGAGGAUAGCAAACAUCUGGUACUAGAAGUGUUUUUCACUUAACGAAGUCAUAGAAUAGAUAACCUGGAAAUUAAAGCUUCCAAACUCUAAAAUUUGUAGAAAAUAAAAGUUGCAACAAAGGGCAGAUUUUCCAAAGGUGCAGUCUGUGUUUAGCAGCCCAGCUCUCAUUAAAUCAGAGGAUCAAAGAAUGGCCUGGGUUGGUAGGGACCUUAAAGGUCAUCUAGUCCCAAACCCCCUGCCAUGGACAGGGACACCUUCCACUAGACCAGGUUGCUCAGACCUCUGUUCAGUCUGGCCUUGAAUGCUUUCAGAGGUAGGACAAUCACAACCUCUCUGCAAACCUGUUCCAGUACCUCACCACCUUCACGGUAAAGAUUUUUUCCUAAUAUCUAAUAUAAAUCUCCUCUCAGUUUCUCUCUCUUGUCCUGUCACUAUCUGCCCUUGUAGACAGUCUUUCACAACUCUUUGAAAAAAACCUUCCUUACAUUUUUUAGUAAUAAAACGAGAGUAGAUUUCCAAGGCAUGGCCAGCAUGGGGUCAGAUGAACGCUCAUGUGACCGCUGGAUAGGUUUAGUAAGGAUUCAGUACGUAAAACACCAGCUCCUGGUUUUGGUGCACCAAACCCAGAUGAGAACAUGUAAGUGAUGGUGAGUCAGCAGAGACCGUUCAGACCUGUGUUUCCUAUUUGGCUGGGAGUAGAGGACAUCAAGUAGUGCCAGACCCUACACUGCAUUAGUGGAUUGCUUUGAAGUCAGCUGUGCAUACAAACAGUGCUAUCUGUGCCCUAAUCCCAUUCCCAUCUAAAUUGGUGACAAAAUUUGGCCUGUUUUCAGAAGAACUGUGCCUCAGAAGAGGGGAGUUGUGUAUGUGGGUAACCGUACACAGAGAAUGGAAGUGUGUUGAAGCAAAACACAGUAUCUGCAGUUACCAAACAGCUGCCCACAUCACUGAAGGCAGAAUUUGAUCAUUAAGCAUCCUUUUUCCAUGUCAUGUUUAGAGUCAAUAUUAGAAAACUCAUUUACUUUUUAGGAUUAUUCCAUUAGAUUCCUCACCAACGGGAACAGGCUUAAACAGAAUAAAAGUUGCUGAAGGACCAUCCUGAAUGACAUCCUGAAGGGUACUGGGUUGUUUCCCACUGUACAAUCCUUCAGCAUUUUGUCUGUAUUGAGCACCUUUGGCUAUUCACUUGACUCAGCACUGACUCUUGGGAACACUGUGAGCAGAAGGGGAGGAAUGGGAAGGAGAAGGGAAAGCAUCGGGGUAAAGGGAGAAAGCUGAGCAGGGGAAACUUGAGGCUAGGGGAGUCAGGGAAAAGGAAAGCUAAAUGCAAAAUAAAACUAUGGAACCCACUUAUCACUUGCCUCACAUAGUCUCAUCUGUCACAUUUAUCUUUGAUGUCCUGCUGGUGGGUCCCUCUGGACAAGGACUGCAUCUUCUCUGGGUCUCAGAGGGUGUGCUACUCCAUUCUGGAAAAGGAUUAAUAAAGUCAGUUAUGAGUGAUAAUAUCUCAGUGCUUCAAAAUUACCAUCCACAACAUGUAGAUGUAUUUCUCACAGGAAUGUCAAAGAUGAAGCUUGCCAGUGUUGGAGGGAAGAUAUGGAAUACAGUGUUGUUAUUGCUUCCUCAGUCGUUGCUCCAAGGUCUCUCACUCAGGCAGUUUUAUUGAGGUAAUUCAAAUCCCAUAAUUUCUAAACCUUCACACUUUUCACAUUCUUUCUAUGACAGAUAGCCACAUCUCAGUGCAACCACAAUGGGUUGUGGUAACUGCAGCAUCUCUGCAAGAACCUGUGAAAGAUUUUGGUGAGAACAGCUUAGCAGUGUAAGAGUAACCUCGAGCUACCCAGUAAGAUUUAGUGUUAUCCUGUGUUGUACUAUAUGAUACUCGAAAUAAAAUUCACUUGAGAUGAAAAAGGGCCAAGCUUAUCUGAGCAUACUUCUCAAGGCCUGAAUGAAGAUUCUGUUCAGCCCAUGGCACUGGUUAGCAACUCGAAA